This is a messenger RNA of Thalassophryne amazonica, 1032 nucleotides long. RefSeq names its product putative nuclease HARBI1. The record is from RefSeq and is a predicted model, not a curated record. The transcript has 5 exons. The coding region runs from base 1 to 1032 and encodes 343 amino acids. Lineage: Eukaryota; Metazoa; Chordata; Actinopteri; Batrachoidiformes; Batrachoididae.
AUGCCAGCCUACCUGGAUGAUCCGUGUGAUAUUGGAGCACAAAUUGUGAGGGGCUCUCUCCGCAGGGCGAGGGCAUUUAAAGACCGCCGGAAUCCGCUGGCAUACCCGGACGAUAUUCUGUAUGAAAGAUAUAGAUUUUCGGCCGAGGGAAUUCACUAUCUGUGUCAGCUGAUCGGGCCAGACAUCUGUAACAUCACACAUCGCAGCAAUGCACUGAUGAUUGAGCAGAUAAUGUGCCUUGCGCUUAGGUACUUUGCCAGUGGUCAAUUUAUGUAUUCCAUCGGUGAUGCUGAACAUCUGAGCAAGAAUACUGUAUGCCGUAUGAUUUGCAAGGUUGUACUUGCUCUAUCUAAACUGUUGGAUGCAUUUGUCGUGUUCCCUGGCCAUCUAUCCGCAAUGCACAUCAAAGAAGGGUUUUAUGCAAUCGCGGGUUUUCCAAGGGUGACAGGAGCCAUUGACUGCACGCAAAUCCCAAUCAGUGCACCUCUGGGGGAGCACGAGGGCGAUUAUGUGAAUCGCAAAUCAUUUCACAGCAUCAAUGUGCAGAUGACAUGUGACCACCAGUACAUGGUGACCAGCCUGGAUGCAAGGUGGCCAGGUGCAGGAUUUGAAGAGGGUAAGGCAAUCCUCCAUUUCAUUAAAGGGCACUUUGAUGGUCUGCUGCUGGGGGACCAUGGUUACCCAUGUCUGAGGCACCUGCUAACACCCUAUCCGGACCCGCAAACAAGGGCGCAGAGACAUUUCAGUGCCACUCACAGCAUCACAAGGGCCCGGAUCGAAAUGACAUUUGGCAUCCUGAAGGCACGGUUCCGCUGCUUGAAGGGUCUUCGUGUAAGGCCAGGGAGGGCCUGUCAGGUCAUUAGUGCGUGUGUGGUACUUCACAAUAUUGCCACAAUUCGGAAGGAAAGAGUCCCAAAUGUCCCUCCCAUGCCCCCAGACUUUGUUGACCCCAUGACCCUUGACCAUCCCACAGGACAUGCAGAAAUAGGCAAUCAGGUGGAGGCAGGGACCAUCCUUUGUGACCAUUUGUGA